CGUAGCGCUCGCGCUCCAAGUCGAUUCGAUUAUAUGUGAGUCUUCGAUUAGUUGGGCUUAUGGACUUAGAAAGUGAUGUUGAUAACAUUUAUGAAGUCGAGAAAAUCUUAGAUGCAAAAAGGAAGGUGAGUUGAAAGCUUUUUCCUUGUUUUGUGAGUACAAUACGUGGGAAAUAUCGCUGUUCCGGCCAUCAUCCGCAUAUUUGUUCGAUGAACGGGCCUAAUUGAAUGGUUUUCACACGGUGUUUAGUUAAAGACGGCUUUGAUGAAGAUAGCCAAUACUUGCCUAAUCGCAGAUUAAGCAGAAGGAGUAAUACAACUAGUAGUAGUUUUUUAAGGUUCCCUAGUUUGGCGCUGCUCGCAGCUGUUCACAGUACGCUUUAGCUCUCCAUCUGUCAGCUGUAAGUAAACUUGUUUGAAUUUCCUAGCCUCCUUGAUUUUACUUACCAUUUUUUCGUUUGGUUUUAUACCUAUUGCCUCGAUUUUUGUUCAGCGAGACCCUUGUAACAUAAUUUAUGUGCAUGUACUGUGUAUCGGUCAAAUGGAAGCUUACAUGCAACAUCCCCCCGGUGCAUUAGAAUACUUUUCCGCCUUCUUCCGGGGGGCUCUUUUUAUUAUGUAGUAGCUUUCCAAUAUUCUUGACUUGAAGCCGAGUCUGUUUGUACAUAGUAUCUCAAGUUUAACACGCACAUGAAUAAAAGAGCCUUCAGUUGUCAAACAAACACUUUAGAUAAUUAUUGUUCACCAUUAUUAAUUUGCAUUAAUAUGUAUGAUGUAUGAAGGCUCAGGGCUAGUGGAUUUUGCUAUCGGGCUAGUGACAUCUUUUUUAACUUGCCCGACAGGCAAGUGAUGUUUUUUGAGGAAUUAGAAUAACUGAAGAAGCCUUCUGUGUGAAAUCAAUUCUGCUAGUCAAAAAGCUUUCGGGGCUAAUCGAAAUGACGUCUGGCCUAGUAAAUGCUAGCUUCAGCUUACCCUGAAUGGCAAGCUGUAAAAAUAAUUUUCUUUGCACCCUGAAGCAAUUCUUGAAGUUAUGUUUGAUUGUAGAUGUAUGGAUUCACAAUUUGUUUCCAUUUCUUGCGGUCUUUGCAUUCAGACAGGAAUGUAGGCUCGAUUUCUGCUGCUCUCUCGGUCCCUCCCGAGAAGAGACGGCUGAACGUGUGAGUGGCCUAUCAUGUCUGUGAUGUAAAUUCAAAAUUUCAUUUAUGCGUUGUUACAAAACGUUGGAAAUGGGAAAGGUCAUUAAAUACCGAACACAUGUUGUGCUUUGCCUCAUUGUCACUUUGGUAUUUGCCAUAAAAAUCAGCAGAGACACUAACUGAUUGUAUUUACAUUGAUCUUGCAUAAUAUAUGAUUACUGAUGGACUUGACAGUCGUUUCUUUCAUGUUAACUGCCAACAACCAUACUUGCAGACUGGAAAAUAAUUGUUGAUACUUUUCUUUGUAAAUAUUUUACGUUUUUAAGCUCAAAAUGCUCUAAAACAAGAUCACACACCACAUCAAACAACACCUUUGCAUGCGCCAUUAGAAAUCUGUGCAAGGAAAAUACAAAAAUUAAUUUUAUGGUGCCUGCUCAAUUUGGGCAGGCAUCGAACUGAUUGGUGGUAAUUGACAAUAGCAAACUCAUGUGUCCAGCCUUCUGUUUGGGGGAGGAGCAUGGGCUUGUUUCCUGAACAGCGGCUGGUAAUACAGCCUAACAGGAAUGUAAAUUAAUGCUUAAGAAUUUAAGACUAUAUUAAACUUUUUGAUUUUUUAAAUUUUCUCCCAAAAUAUUUGAAAGAACAAAGUGAUUAGUUUUCCUUUACCGUUUGUUUGCUUGUUUUUAAUAGUUACAAUUUUCAUGAGUUUUAAAAAUGUUCCAUAUGGAGCACUUAUCCUUUGAAGUAACUUUCAACUACAAAAAAAUAGUUACCAAGGCCUGCUCACAGUUGGAGGGGUAUUUUGCAGAACACCAAAUCAAGCCCUUCCAAAUCCCAUGGAUAACAUAUUUUUGAUUCUGUGCCCAGAAAUCAUGGGAAACCAUAAGUAACAAUUUUUUGGUUCUGUGCAAAAUGGGAACCCAUGCACUUUGAGUUCUUUUAAUGUACAGAAAUGUGUUGUUAAACAUACUUAUAGAACAUUGAUAAUGUGUACUGUUAUUUGUUUCUAUUAAAAUGUCAGAAGAAGGUCAAUUUUAGUGUUAAAUGUGUGUGCACUUAAGUGUCUAAAACUCCAAACUCCUCUUUGAUCCAACUGAAGAAGUAUACUCCCUUGAAAUGUUCGCCACAGAUCUUGUCUUUUCAUAAAGAGAUUUGGGCCUCAUCAUCAGUUUCACAGUGAAAUCGUCACUAAAAGACCACCUUCUAAAUGUUUUUAAACUUUUGGAGUGUCAUAUGUUUUUUUCUUGGCACUGGAAGCCAUAACAAUCGCUGACAUCUUUCAUGCAUGAGUCAUCAGUAACGUGCAAAUUGCACUUUGGGAACGAUUCAAGAUGGCAGACGAUAGAAAAAUGGUAACGUUUUAAUUUCAUUUAUCAGCCAAGUCAUAACCAAAGAAAAUUGCUCUACUAGUUAACAAUCUGAGUGAGAAAAUCCGAGUGGGAAAAUACCAUAUAAUUUGUGUAUUUUGAUCCCUCAGCCUGAAUUUAUCUGGAUACAGUAAAAACCCACGAGUAAGAGCCUAAGAUUUAAGAACCUCUUUAGCCUAUAAUUUGGAAAAAGGUUCUUAUUUUCAAAAAUCAUUUUAAAUUAUUUAGUUAAAGAGAAAUGGUAUAAUAAAUGUAUGAUCAAUGUGGAUGAGUAGUUGCUACAUGUCAAUUCUAAUGUUAAAAAUUAUGACAUGCAUAUAAAAUCUUCUUAGCAACAACAAAAUUUUUUGCAAGAAAUUAAGAACCUAUUAAGAACCUAGAUAGCCUAAAUUUAUGUUAACCACCAUCUAUGUAAGAACCUGUUUAGGCUAACCCUGGAAAAUGUAGGUUCUUUCUCGUGUUUUUUUACUGUAUGUCACCGGGAAACUAUUUUUUGGUUCCGUAAUUUUAAGAUCAUGGUAAUGACAUGGUGAAGGAAACGGUCAUUACUGUGAAAUCUUAUGGCCAUCCAAAUUGCCCUGAAUGAUGCCUGUGAAGUAAAGUGAUUAUUGUUAGUGAGUCAAGUUCCAGUCUCUGUUUGCCAUCUACAAUGAUCCUAACUGGAACUUCAUUUGCUCACUUUCCUAAUUAAGCCUGAGAAAACAGCUAACAUUUGGCGACGCUACCACUGGUUUCCUGACCAAAUGAAGUCUGAGAAAUGAGCACAGGAAUUCCAUACUGAUGAGGCAUCACUACCCAGAUCCAGGUAGUGCUUCUGAUUGGUCAAGCUGCAUGGAAAAUUUGAUUGAACAAAUCAGAAGCACUACACAGAUCUGGGUAGUGACAUGUCAUCAGUAUGGAAUUUCUGCACUCGUUUAUCAGGCAUCAUUUGGCGCGGAAACUACUGCAGGUAGCAUCAACAAUUGUCGGCUCUUUUCUCAGGCUAUCACUUCCCUAAAUUUAAUAACUAAACUACAUCCAGUCACACAUGGUCAAAGGUCUGCAAAAUACCUGCAUCAUGCUCAGUGCUCUGGUAGUUAAGGAUUUUGGGGGAAUCCAUUGUUUUUUUCCCUGUUAAUUUGUGAAUUGGCUUUGUUUCAUUUGAAUAACAUGAAUUGGUUUUUAUAGCCAUGCAUUAACUUCAAGUUUUCUUUGUUGUGAGGUUAUGGGAAAAUGCGUGGUUUCCUGUUGAUCUAAUUUGACUCCAUAACAUUCCUUCUAGCUUCGAACAAGAAAUUUGUGAACCCCCUAAAAAUUGUAAAGUAAUAUUUUGAAGUCAAAUACAUCGGUUAAUUCCACAAAACCUUGUAAAAACACAACGCAAUGACCAGAAUUGGAAGUGAAGGCUGAGCAAAUCAGCUGAUGUCACAUGAUAUCAUCCGCCUAUCUUCAAUCCUUCACUGGUUUCCAGUCUCUGGGACAUUUCUCUGGGGGAAAAAGCAGUUUUUGGAUGGCCAAAAUUCAACAAAUUUUUUGGGAGAUCAACACAUUUUUAAAAUGAGGAUUGUUAAUUAAACCUAUCUAAGGACCAACAUCAGGUUAAAAACAUUCAUGGCAUACUGUACAUGUUAAGUUUUUGUCCAGUACAGGGUGAAAACAUUGAAUCAGCUAAGGUCACUCAAAAGUUGGGCCAUACAAGGGAAGGAAGUCUUAAAUAUGGACUCUUAUUUUUUAUUAAUGGCCAAUUUUUAUCUAUUUGUGUUUGGUAGGAUGGAAAAACAUUAUACAAAGUGCGCUGGGAAGGUUAUGGAUCAGAAGAGGACUCCUGGGAACCCAGUGAUAAUCUUCUAACUUGUCAGGAACUGGUGGACAGGUAUUGGCAGGAGAGAAAGGAAGGACACAAAAAACGUGGGAGAAAACCUGUAAGUAAUUUAAUCCUCUAACUCUCAAGAUUGGUCACUGAAAGACAAAUUGUUCCUUGCGUCAGUAUAGUCUCUUACUCAGCCUUUUUUGUGUUGUCACACAAGAUUCUCUCCACCCCCCCCCCCUUCUUCCCCCCACCAACACCACCACAAACAUUUUGAGAUGACAAGAAAAUGGCCACGUUGAAGACAAAGUAAUAGUACUUAACUGAGUUAGAGCCUAAAGGUCCAUCUGAUGGCUUUCAUUCUCCUACUCAGUAGUCAGAACAUUGCCGUGUACCUGAAAGAAAGCCUGCUGGGAGGUUACAUUUGCAUGGUGACUCCAUAGGAAUUCAUUUUAAGACUUCAAAGUUAGAGCAGCAAACUAAAUUAAUAGCACCAUGUGAAAUAACUGCAGCUGAAGAGGUUUAGUUUGAAUGCUAACACCAUAGCUUAUCAUCCACAGACUCACAUGCAAAACAAAUAGUAGCCUGUGAGAGUACUACUAACGAAGUUUGAUUUAUUAAAUGGGGUUAAAAUAGGAUUUUAUUCAUUGACUCAAAAGUUAAGUUUCAUUUUGUGUCCAUAAUUGACCCAAAGAGUGAAAGAGUUACCUAUAGAUAACUAACAAGGCUACUAGUAGAUUAUGUUGUAAGCUCUCUGAUAAGCACUAACCACUCCAUUAGGCCAUUCCAUCUGACUAGUCAAUUAAAUUAGCUCCUGAACUCACAUGUAACCCCGCUCCUUCCAAUUUCAAAGACUUGUUUCGUUAUACUAAACACACAAAAAAAUGUUAACAAAAUUAUUUCAGAACGAAUGUAUUUUAAUACCCUUUGGCAACGGGCAUCUUGAAGGGUUAGAAAUCGCAUUUUAACCAAAUCCUCCUUUUUGGAGGACUGGUUCUGGUUUUCAAUUAAUUAGCAUGGAAAUGGCUAAAAAGGGAUCUGCGACGCUAGGGGCGAAUAAGUUUCCUAAUAGCGGAGCUCUCGCGCGCGGAGCACCAUAUGGGCAAGAAAAUUUGGUUAUCUAUUGAUCCAAGAAAUUUUUGUACUAACAAAAUCGUGCGUACGACGUACGUCCGCACGUACAUUGUACGUCCACCCCUUUGUUUAAGCCGGGGUGAAAUUUUGCAUUUCAAGCACCCGCGUUAAUUUUUAUGUCUACAUUGACGUGGAUAACAGAGAAAAAGCUAGAGCGAGAGAUAAAAAACAUAGGAGACCAAUUUGUUUGGAAGAAAAACAUGAAAUUUUUUAGCGGCGGUUAGAAAAAUGAGAAAUGCUAGCGGCCACCAAGGUGAAAAUGAGCGGUAGCUAAAAAAGUGAACAGGAAGUUUUACAAAAUUUUCUCCAUUUUCACGUUGUACUCGUGCAUAACAGCGACAAAGAAAUGUACAAAAAAAGUGUGCUGCACGUGCAAAGUUGUUGUUGUUGUUGUUUUUGUUUUUUUUUUGGUAACUAGACCGCUGAUUUUUCUGGCUAUUUUCGUUGCCGUCGCCGCUUAGUAUUAUUUUGUUUGAGUAAACUUUAGAUAAUAUUAACGAGGGCUUCAGUUUUAGCCCUGGCUAGCGCGCAAAAGAGUUUGACUUCAUUUCCGGUUCGCGUAGCCGUCCUGAAAACCGUCGGUGCUUAAGUCCCCUUUGUCUUUUUUUCGACGGAGAAAACUCAUUUUAUAAUUGGGCAUGCCACCUCUAAGCCCAAUAAAUAUCUUGACAUGGGCAUGCUUGAGGUUAAAGCUGACCCUGAUGGUUAUUACCAGUAUCAGAGUUCCUGUUUUGGUUUAUCGUCCAUUUCUGAAGACAACUCUGUCGACAAACUUUCAUUGGUUAAAUUAUUCUUGGCGUGUUCAACCGUGUCGCGGCUUGUUUUCACCCACUUUGGUGAUCAACAGGAAGUGCAUUGAGAACUCUCGUGCACAGCUUGCCCAAAUAUGUCUAUAGACUGUACUUCCCAAUUAAUGGCUUAGUUAGUUAGUUAGUUAGUUAGUUAGCUGUAGUAAGAUGUAGUUAGAAGCAGGCGGUUACUUUUGAUUGCUGACAAGACUAAAGUAUCCCGAGAUCUCUUGAUAAACAUAGACUCACGGUAAAUCUUCGCUCAGCGAGCGAGUUGCUGGAACCAUCCCCAACAACACAAAGUUAAAGUACACUUUGGUAGGAAGUCCUUGACACUAGUUUACGUUUGUAAGUAAUCGAACGUUUCAGUAGAUUUUGUGAGGCUGAAUUUUUACAUUUUGGCUUUCCUCCGUCUUACAGAAACAAAUUAGAGAAACUACGGACGAAGAUAGCGAUGAAAGUGAUACUGAAGACGGUCGAAAGGUAAGUAUUAUGUUUGUUUACAGAAAAUCAGUACUUACAAAGCUUGUUGGCAACAUCCUUGAUCCCACAGUCUUCUCAAAAACUGGAGAGAUUUGCACGAGUGUGCGUAAUGGAACAAAAGCGCACUUUAUGUGUUUUCUUUUAAUUUACCAAGGAGAGUUUUUGUUAAGUGAUACCUUAAAUUUGAAAUGUAUAGUUUGUGACACGGGGAAAAAAAACUGUGCCAAAUUCUACCUUUCAAUCGCGCGUUGGAAUUUAAAUAUCACAUUAUUUUUUGUCAGCUUUCUUAUCAACUUUUGUUUACAAUUUCAAGGAUUAACAAAUAAUAAUGACUCUUUCGUUCCCUUUCCCUUACUCCACGGCAGGAUUAGCUCAGUCGGUAGAGCGCUUGACUGCAGAGCGGGAGGUCGCGGGUUCGAUUCCCGGGGCCGGACUAAUACUCAGGGUCUUAAAAUAACUAAGAAAUGAAGGUACUUCCUUUGCCCUGCAGGCGGCUGGACCUUCGCGUGGCUCGGAUGACCACGUAAAAUGGCGGUCCCGUCAAAAAACGUCUGUUCGCGCUGCUUUAAACUUUAUCGCGCUCAUUCCAUCUUGUUCUAUAUGUUCAUCAAAUGUUGGCAAAAUUUUCUGGAGUUGGAUUCUAAAGGACUGUAUCAAAGUUGGGGAAAAGAAGAAGAAGAAUGUUGUCCUGUGUUUCCGUCCUCGACAAAAAGUUAAAUUAGGCACUUUCACGUGGCAGUGAAAUAGAAGUGUACAAAAAAGCGUGAUGCACGUGCAAAGUUGUUGUUUUGCUAAUCUAAGCCUGUAGCUAUUUUGACGUUCUCGUUGCCGUUGCCUUCGUCGUUGCUUAAGUUCCCUAAUUUUGUCUGCGUUGAGAAGGGUGUUAAGAAAACGUACGAAAAAAAACUUUAAUUCCAUUGCGAAGAAUAGCGAAAGCUAAGCCAGCAUCGUUUCUUACGACGCUGUCAAAUUUAGCUCUUGGCCGAGUUGUUCCAAACCAUGUUGAGGUUAAGUAGCACAGACGACGCUAUAGGCAUAUUCUGUCUUCGGCAGCUCGUGCAAAUAUAGCACGCGAUUAUGAAAGAAUUGGAGCGAGCUAUCACGCAAGACGCCUUUCUGAAAACCGACUCUUAGUUGCUCAUUGUUUGCACUUGAAAGUUACUAUCUCGUUUUAAAAGUGGAAGCUACUUCAGUUUGAAGGUAUGUGUUUUGGAUUCACCCUGAAGUAACAACCCUCAAAGGAUGUAGCAAAGUUUCUCGUCGUCCUGAAAUUUGUUCAUAACCAGAUAUUCUUUUCCAUUCUUUUUUUCCAAGCCAUGAAAUCUUACCCGCUCUGCAAUCCAUGAGUAUUAUUGCUCCUUAAACAGCUUGCGAACUUUUUCUUGUUUUCAGGAUCUAAACAACCAGGAAAAAGAAAUGGCUCUACCUCAGCAAAAGCGGAAAAGAGGUCGUCCUCCAAAGCAGCAAUUGUUUUCCGAUACAGACACUGCAGAGCAGUAUAGCUCGACAUCUCCGGAGACAAGUGAUCAUAAUACGGCCACCAAAAGACGAAAAUCUUCUAUUAAAGACGACGAUUCUUUGUUUGGGAUCUCGCCUACAGAUUUUUUGCUUCUUGAUUACGGCGAGAUUGCCCCAUUGGGACUUACAAGGCAGGCCAGUAAAGAACUUGCUCUUGUCUCGCUUCGAAAGAAACAAGAAUCUGAAGCUUUGGUGAACUCUAAAUCGGAAGUGAGCUGGACAAUUUCUGAGGACGUUUUGUCUGAUACGAAGGAGGAUGACUUUGUUGAGGCAGAACGACAAGACUCUAAGCAAGUUGAAACAGAAGAGAACAGUUUUGAAGUAAUUGAAAUUUCAUCGCAAGGCACAGAAGACGAGGAAGAACAAACUUCUUCGCAAAGUUCCGAACCAUUUGUAGCAGAAUGUAUUCUCAUAUCUUCACAAAGUGAUUCAGAGAGUGGAAAGGAAGGGUCGACUACGAAGUCCGUGCAACAUUCGUCGAAAACGACGCUGAAAAAGAAACGCAUAAAGCCGGGAAAGUCACGUUUGAAAAAUAACGAAAAUAGUAAUCCAGAGAAAGUCAAAGAGCGUGUUCAAUUUAAAAAUGAUUUUGAGAAGCUUCGCAAAGACUCUGUUGAAGAACUCAGUACGAAAAAUACAACGAGUUCAAAGACCGAUGCAUUUCCUCCAAUAGAUUUUAAUUCGGAGGAAGGGGCAACUGACAGAGAAUCUCUUGAAAAGACCCCGGAAGUGUUUCAGAUUGAGAAAACCAAAAUUUUUAACGAACACUCUUCGACCGAUGAAAAUUCCAACCAAGUUUCCCCCUCGGUAAAUCCCAUAAAUCUGCCUUCUAUGUUUUCUAAUUUGAAGUCGCUGUACAAGGAAACAAUGAGGGGAAAGAAUUUACUCCCGCAGACUUUGGAAAACAGCAAUAAAACGAAUUCUGAGAAAGAAAUCACGGAUCCUGUGAGAAGUGGUAUUAAUGAGGUCACGGCUGCGUCGAUCAAAAAUUCGAACGUGUCAACUUUACCUGAUUCAUUUGAGCAAUUACAAGCAAGAGUAAUUGAAGCAAGUGUCAAUAAAGAAGACAAUAGUGAAACGAAGACGGACACGUCAGUUCGAUGCAGUGAUUCGGACAUCGCAACUUUGAGACGGAUAAACGAAAAAAGUUCCAAAGGAAAGGCUAAAAAAACUACAGGACUACCAAGAUCCAUGAAGGAAAUGAAACGAAAGCGGGCAUUAAUCGAUAGUUCAACUGGAGUAUCGCAUAACGCGGCCGUGUCACCAAUAACGGAAAAUAUUACUAGGGUGAUGAACGAAGCGCUCGUUAAGCCGGAUAAACAAAUGAGUGCUUCAACGACAGCGGAAUUGCUGCCGAUGCAAAACAAGACCAGUUCAGUUCCGCUCAUGGAUGGCGAUCUUGUCGGCGCGAUUAUACAAGAUAGUGGAAAGAUAGACGAAAAUAAAACAAAACCUGUACCGCUGACUUCUGCUGGCAAAAAGGACGGUAAAUCCGACGAGAAAAAAGGCUCACAGAAAAAGACAAGAAAUAAGAAAGAAAAACACAAACCCUGGGUAAGUUAUUGUGUCGACGAGAUCCACUUUUAUUAUUACGUGUUAUUUUUUUAUAAAUUCAUUUUAUUUUCAUAUCAUUUUGAAUAAUUGCAGAUUGUGCCGAUUCGCGGCACUUUCUGUUCUGAUUGGUAAAUAUAUUUAUGUAUACUGUUGGCGAUGAUAACCCUUAUUUCCAAAAAAACUUAUAAUUUCAAUUUCAUUGCAGAUUUUUACAUUACGGAGUUGUUUUCAGAUAAUUAAAAAUUACGGACUCGCCUAAUUUAAUGCAUCGAUCAGCUGUUUGAAAGAAAGCUAUUUUCAGGUUUUCGCAUAAUUUAUUGAUUAGAAUUUGUUCUUGUGUAAACACAUUGUAUUAAUGAUUCACUUCUGUGAUUCGAGGUAAAAAUAUUACUCUGCGACGAACGUAUCCCAGACUACUGAUAUUUCUUCAAGAGAUUUAGUUCAAGCAAUUUAAGAAUAUAAACCUUAAUUUGUUAAGGUCAUAAUAGUUGUUUUCAUUGUCAUGGUUGGCUGCGACAUACAGCAGAACGCGCGUUUUCAAAGACAGACUGCAAAACAGUCGGUUUUUUUCUCAAAAUCAGUAAAGAAAUCGUUUUCAGCCUCGUUCCAGACCUUUUGUUUGACUGUUUGCGCGUACUUGAAUACGCGAAAAUACGGACUGUUUUGCAGUCUAUUUCAAAGAUAGUUUUGUGUAUCUAUUGCCAACAGCCGUCGCAUUGUUUUCAAAUAAGUCCAAAGCCGACAGCAUAAAUGAAGGGAAAAGAGUAAUAUAUAGAGGAUAUUACACGGUGGCGCGAAAGUAUGAAUUUUAUUUUCGAGUGGCAACACAGUAUUUUAGGAACGAGCGCAGUAUUGUUUUCGCCACGAGAAAAUAAAGUUCAUAUCUUCAAGCCGCCGUGUAAUGUUCUUUUUAUUAUAUAGACAAAAAGAACACGGAAGAACACGAAAUGUAAUGACAAUGAUUUUGUAUACAGCUCGAGAAAUUCAAAGAGAAAAAAAAAGUACAACUCCACAUUUAGGACCUGUUUACAUGGAGUGGGGGACCCCGGUCUAGUGGGGUAGGUUUCUUUUGUUUUGUGUCCCCCAGAGCGUGAAAACAAAAGAAACCAACCCCACUAGACCGGGGUCCCCCACCUCCAUGUAAACAGGCCCUUACUUAUCAUACUUACUUAUUAAAAUAUCAAUAUAUACAUAUUUUCUUUUUACGCAACUUCCUCGUGACUUCUUUAACUUCUUCCCUCGUCAGAUCAAGGCUAUGAAACUUAGGCUAACGACGUUAUAAAAAUUGUCUCUAUGAGUUAAUCGACUAACUUAAACUCAAGAAAUUCAAGAAUUUAAAACUCUUAAAAUGCGCCUUGCCAGGUGAUAUAUUUACAUAUUUAUAAAUUUGUUAUAACUGCCUAAGGGGCCGACCAUUUAACUCUUGAGGGAAGGGGGGGGGGGGAGGGGGUGGGUGGGUGAUUUUGAAAAAAAAAUUUCUUCCAGCGUUUGUCGGAAGAAAAAAAUUGCAUGCAGCACAAAUAUAAUAGAAAGCUAAUGGGAAAAAAUAUCCUGCCCACCAGAUUGCUAAAAAAAAUUCUUAAUGACCAGAAAUCACCCACCCCCCCUUCCCCCCCCCCUCAAGAGUUAAAUGGUUGGCCCCUAAGGCCCCUUUUAUAUGGAGAAAAGAUGGAUCAAUUUAGGUUUCUGAUAAACUGCCCACCUACCCCUCCCCUAAGCUAAAAUUUUGCUUUAAGUGAAAAGUAGGUGUAGGGCUCCUGGUAAGUGUUAAUGCUGGCUUAGGGAAGGGGUAGGUUGGCAGUUUCCAAGAAACCUUUUGAUCCGAAAAGAUUUCCCGGGUGGGAGGGUCAUGAGAGAAAAAAGUUGACCCUAAAGGACUUGAAAGUUUAAUUUUAGAUCAACAUUUUUUGUCGUCGUAAUUACAGGACAGUGGAAUGGAGGACAUAUCAGAUGGAGAAGACGAUUUGAGUGAUUUUGAGUUCGAUCUUGAUGACUACUCGCCGCAUUCCUUUUUCAAUGACAUGGAGGUAACUUGCUUACCUAGUUUUCCUUGUAGGAAGUAACGCGAGAAAUCUUUUUUGACUUUGUGUGAAAAAAAUUGCAGUAAUAAUGAAGGUAACUUUUGCAAAGUACAAAAUUUGGCCAAAGAAGGUGGCAUCAAAUGAAUUCAUUGAGGGGAAAGUAGAACCGAUUCAGUCGGGGAGUCUACACCGUGUAACUUGAACAGACCUAUAUUACUUUAUAACAGCUUUCGUUUUACCAGGAUGCAUCCUUUAGUCUAAGGUAAGGUAAGCAAACCCAUUUUUCUUUUUGUAAUUGAUACAUUAAGGCGACCAAACUCUCUUAUGGUUGAACACUUUGCUCCUCAUCGUUUAGCCUGCGAGUAAGCUCUCCAGGUAUGGCGAGCGAAGCGAACCGCCGUCUCCUUUGGCGUGCGGCUCUCGGGUGACUACUCGCGGCUCCCCCAAAUGGAGAGCUUGCUCGCAGGCUUCUCAUUGUUAAACUGUUUAUGCAAGCAUUAGUGAAGCAUGUCAACAGGUUGAAGGGGAGGGUGGAGGUCCCAGAGCAUCGUCCUACGAUACAAGCUACUACCCACGCCUCCCCCUUCUAAAAAACGACCGAGACCUAGAGGAUGGAGCGAAAAUUGUUAAUUGUUAAUGGAGAGAACUGUAACGUCAUGUUACCAUGGUAGCAAAAUUUUUGGAAGCUUAAAGAGUGGUAAGAAAACAAUGGUUAAUAUUAGCAAAACAACAACUUUGCACGUGCAUCGCGAUUUUUUGUACAUUUCUUAGCCGUCGUUGCACGACUUCGACAUGAAACUUCCUAAUUUCACGCGCCCCCUUCAUGAAGUACGUGAAUGCAACACAAAAAUUUUCUUUUUCUUUUUCCAAAUUUAGAUAGGGUCCUUUCGGAUUAAACCCCAUACAAUUUCGCCAACAUUUGACGAAUUAACUGAAAUUGAAUACGAUCUAUGAAGUUUGAAACAGUGUGAAUUCGACUUUUUACGUGAAGUUUUCGGUUGGUUGUCAUUCAGAAAUUUUGAUACCAUGGCAACAUGACGUCAUAUGCCCUCUCCAUUGUGGAUGUUACUAAAACAGGGCAUGGGGAAGAAUCGCGGGGGGCUGAGAAGGAGCGCGGGGAAGGGGAAAUUGAUAAAUGGGAAGCAAGCAGAGAAUUGGAAAUGAAGUUACUGAUAGAGCUGGGUUUAAGUUAGGGUUUGUUCCCAUUUUUCUUUUUCUCCGGCGUUCCCCAUGCCCUUUUCCCCCUCUCUCCGUUUUAGUGACAUCCUUUUAUUGUCAAUCAAUGGAACUGGUUUUUUUUAUCUGUCUCUAGGAAUCUGUUGUACCAGACCGAUCAUCUUCCCCCACGAUGGAACCGCUGAAUUUGUCAUGGGGUAAGAAAGUAAACUUUCUAGAAGAUAACGCAACAGUCUUGAAAACGCCGUAAGAAAGACACGAUUUGUAACAAAGUGUAAUUUUCCUUUGCUUUUUCUGUCGAAGAAGUAUUGUUCAAAGAAAAUGUUUAAUUCAAAAUGGCUAAAACGAUGCCAUUUCUGUCUACUUUGCCUGCGAAAAAAACUUCUUUGAGCAAAGUGUCUAUAUUUGUGGCACGAACAGAACGAAGCUUUGCAUUUGUUGAAUUUCAUAGCCUGGGAAAUCAGCCAACAUUCUGCGACGCCACCCUGUUUUACCUACGAAAGGACGUCUGGGAAACUAAUGUAGAAAUUCCAUACUGUCGGUGUGUCACCACCCAGAUUUGGGUAGUAUUUCUGAUUGGUUGAAGCAAAUGCGUAGGCACUCGUUUCCCAAACGUCAUUUCGCGGGGAAACAAUCAAUCAAUCAAUCAACUUUAUUUAAACACGGUAAAUGGCUCAGCAAGCUGGUUUUCAGACAUGCCGUGUGAUAAUUACAAUUUAUAAAAAUUAAGACUAGUGAUUAACUAACAAUACAAUAUAACAGCAAGAAAUGAGUAUUAAACAAGUGGUGGUUUCGCGAAAUGUCGGCUGUUUUCUCAGGCUAUGAAUUUCACAGCUAACUCUCGACUCAACUGCGACCCCUAAUUGAAAAAGCCUUUUUCGUUAAUGUGAUUUUCUUUUCGUUGUGAAGCUGAUCUAAAGCAAACCAUUCGAGGAGGUGACAUCAUGCUGGUUAGACGAGCUCUUGCAGUAUCCGGUUUUAACCCGGAUAUGAUUGACACCGCUUCCGGUAUGACACUACUCAUGUGGGCAGCAACGUAUGGGCAAGAUGAGGUCGUUAAGCUUCUGAUCAGGAGAGGCGCUGGUGUUAAUACUGAGGAGAAAAGGAACUCUAUGACGGCGCUUAUACACGCUGCCGAACAGGUAAGGGGCAACCGUGACUACGUACUAUGAUGAAGGGCAGUUUUCCGGCAUCAUUAUGGACCUCAAGCAACGACGUGGACGGCAAAGAAAACGUCGCUUAAAAAAUGAAAUUGCAUCCUCUCAAACUUAAUCGCGUCUAUUUGGACCCGCUCAAUGUGUCAAAUGUGAGCGAUUUUUGCUGGAGUUGAAUUCUUAAGCACUUUAUCCAGGUUCAAAAAGAGAAAGAGAAAUUCGUCGUGGUAUGUUUACGUCCUCCACAAAACGUCGCAUUAUAGGAGGUGUCACGUCGUAGAAGUUCAUUGAACGUCAAAGAAAUGUACUAAAAAGAGUGAUGCACGUGCAGAGCUGUUGUUUGGCUCAUAAAACCAUUUGUUUUUCGUAGUUGUCGUUGAUGUUAUCGUCGUGGCUACUUUAAAGCUCGCUAUUUUUAAUUUCAUUGCGCUUUUCAAUUGUUUCAAAAUCAGUUUAGCGAGUUUCUUGGGUUUUUCGUGCUGCGCUUUUUGAUUAGCCGAUUCGCGCUACCUUGUUAACCGAUCAGAAGUAGGACCGAAACCUAUCGUAAUGUAUUUUUUUAGUUGUCGGCUACAGGCUCGAGUUCAAGUCCCAGCAGCAACGCUCAGGAUUUGGGUUGAGUUUGCUGUUGACUCUCGUUAAUAGUUUCAAAACAAGCUGAAACAUGCUUACCCCGAUCGAUAUUAUGUUCCCGUCUGCGUUUGCCUAUGCCUAAUUACAAAAUUCCUAAGGCAACCUUCCGUACAUCUCAGUGCCAAGAUGGCGACGAGGUUUUAAAAUUUUAUGAAUGAAGAUGUUAGGGCAUUAAAUCGAAUUAAGACGCUUUGGAAAACCUAAACACACGAAAGAGCACUUGCAUUAUUCAAGAAGGAUUCUAACAGGUAAUUUGAAGAGACAUUCGAAAAUUCUGAACUUAAGCCAAAUUUAAGUUCUAAACUCAGUUUGAGAACGUGGAGUUCUCCGAUCGAUGCGAGAAAACCAGGAUAAUCGUGUCAAAAAUCCACGAUUGCAAUCAUAAUUCGUCACCACAUACAAAUAACAUAAUUAUUGCUUGUCUUAAAUUAAAUUUUGAUGAUAUGUCAAAAAUGUGAAAACAGGUUUUGCCUUCACAAAGGGGUAAACUGACGGACGGGGAAAAACUCUAAAAACUCUCUGGGAAAGGCCUUUUCCUGGGGACACUCGCUGGCUGCGGGAAGGCACGGAAUCUCUUACGCCUGCUGAAUACCCUUGAGACAAUGAAUACAACAGAACUUGGCUCCAAUGUAGAGGUUUAAUCCAAGACUAUACUGCGGGAAGAGUCAGGAACAUAACCAACCAAAUGUAACGAAGACUAGAUGAUCCUGGAUGUAACCAGGACUAGAUGGACCUGGAUGUAACCAGGACGUAACCGAAGAAGCUCUUACAAAAGCACUCGUAUUUAAGCCUAAGCUAGCGAAGGAUACAGAUUACAUCACAACUCAACGAGUCAAAUUACAGAGCACAACAAUCAUUUCUAAAAGACUAUUGGUGGAAACCUAAGCUUGUUUUGAAACAUUAAUUACUUUCAAAAGCUACGCAGGUGGAUAACGGCUUCUUACAGGUUGAUUACAGUUUGAAGACUAAAUACAAUUAUGACUUGACAAAUAAGUUUACGCUCAAUAAAUCAACUAAUUGUUUUCGGCUUAAGGAAGUUAAGACUAAAGAAUACAUGAUUUCUACAUUGGCUUUUCACAUUUUUAUCAGCGAAAGCAAAAUAACUGAAUAACAAUAAAUUAUCUCUUCACAAAAAUAAUCCUUCGCUGGACAUCUUAUUCAGUUCAUUUUUAAAGCAUUUUUAUAAUUUUCCUUCAACUCUUUCUCUUCUCUUUUUCCUUAAGGGUUAUCCUAAAACCGUGCAGAUUCUUUUGGAGUCUGGAGCUCACAUUAAUUGGCAAAACACUGCAGGAGAAACGGCGCUUAUAAGGGUGAGUUUUAUCGGUAAAAAAAAUUAAAACCUAAGGCAAUGUCUACAACCUACACUAUGCCGGAUGCCGGGUUGAUACCGGUAGCUUUUCGUUUUGACAGGUGUGUUCCAGUCCUCGCUCCUAUUUGUUCACUUUCGCUACGGUCCGAACACACUUUUGUUCACACUGCACCUAACUGCACCAAAGUGUGGCACAGAACCUUAGACGGAUUCAUUGUGACGUCAUUGUUUACAUUUCUGCUCAUUAGCAUACGAGUUAGCCCAUAGAAGAUGUAGCCGUAUACAGCUAUUUCGAGAAAGGUUGUCGGAGAAAGUCCACGCGACAAUCCCGAAAAGUAUUGUGGGUAGUUUUGAGUUCACUGUUAUUCAAAGAAAUUUGAAAGAAUGGCACGAGAGGCCAUGGAUAUAUGUUUGCGAGUGCUAAAGGAAAGCAAAAAAAGUAGGUUCGACAGCUACAGUGUCAGGAACAGUGUAUUGAUGAUAUCCCAUAUUACCUUUCGGAAUUGUCGCGUGCACAUUUUUUCCGACAACCUUUCUCGAAAUAGCUGUAUACCAAUUAGGUUCAAAAAUUAAAAGAGCUGGUUAAUUUAUGGAGUUUGUGCAAGUUUCAGCUCUUUGUAAUCAGUAGCAAAGAAAAUAGCAGCAAUUAAAAACUGCAAAAUUAUUGGGUGGCAAACCGUUAAUGCGCUUAUACAUUCUUUGUAAAUUUGGGGGAUUUUUAAAGAGAAUUUGUCUGAAACUAUUCGGUAUAUCGCGCUCAAAUAUUCAGAGAUAACUGAAAUUGUCAUGCUCUUUCAAUAUUCGGAAACUUCACUUUAUUAGCUUCCUCAGAUAAUGAUAAGCCUAUGCUAAUGAGACAAAAAUGUAAACAAGGAUUCGCCUAUCCGAUAUGUGACGCUUUACCUUCGAGAUCGGCGCGGCAUAGCUCCACUCCGUUACAGAAACCGCGCCGAAAUGACCAUUCAUAAGUGUGAACAGAAGAGAUGGUUUUCGCGCCGGCGCAAGAGCUAUCCAGGAUAGUCUGAACAGAGCCUAAGGCGCUUACAAAGGGAUUGUAAAUUCAUGAUUUUCUUUUAACCGCCAUCCAGUUUGGUUUCAAGUGGUUCCUUUUUCUCUCCUUAUCACUUUUCGCUAUAUCAUUCUCUUUCAUUUGUUUUACUCAUUCCUUUUCUUACAGGCUUGUAAGAAGGGCCACGAGGAUGUAGUAGGAGUUUUGUUAAGACAUGGAGUCGAUACUAAAGCUACAACCAGCUACGAGCUGACAGCAAUGCAGAUUGCACUGAAAAACCAACAUUUUGAGAUACAAAAAUUGCUCUCGGAUCAUGAAGAGAGGUUUGUAACUUAACGAGGAUUGUAACUAAACUUUAUCAUUUGUUUUUAGGUAUGUGUUUCACUUCCACACCGACGUAGCACCAGAGAUUUUUCAGAAACUAACCUCCUAAUAGAGCAGAUUUCGUUGAGCAACAUGUUGUCUAGCCAGCUACGGGUUUGUGUUGACUCCUUCCCAGCCCUCCUUACCUUAUCUUGCUGAUAUCGGUAGGCGAUUGACUAUUUGUUGAUCACUCUCAGGGCUUAAAGGGUUAAGCGGUAAGCUGGCAUGCUAUUCCCGAGGGUGAUGCUUUACAAGAGUAAUUGUUUCUUUCUUUCCAUCUCUCGUAGUUUGGCGAAUACUUUACAUAUAGCUUUAGGCAAGUGCCUGGGAGCAGCCGGGACGUUACGCCUUCCACUGCUAAUGCCGUACCGCUGUAUUGCCCCGGGGGAGAAAGAUAUCCUGAACUUUCCCCUGAUUUAUAAUCAUUCUAAAGUUCCUCAAGGUAACUAGUAUCACUAUUGUUAUGAGCUGCAGUAAAAUCCCGCAUAUAAGAACCUUUGCCACUGGUAUAUCAUACUUCUUGGUAUGUUCAGGCUUUCUACAAGUCACAUGGAAUUUUACAUUUCUAAAAGUGGGUUGUGAUAAGUUAUGCACGAGAAAGGUGUUCUUAACAAGAAAACAAGCACUUAAUAAAAUUUGAUGGAUCCCUUUAUUCAUGCAACCCUUGUCCUUUCGAAGUUUUUCAUGGGAAAACGUAACGAACAGAGCAAUACAAACUGUUAUGGAGAAAUCUGAGUGCCUAAAACAAAUGGAAACUAGGAUCUAUUGGUAAAGCAGUCAACUGCAUCAACUACCUACGUGGCGCAUCAACAGUAAGAAUCAGCUUGACUAAAACGGUUAACAAAGUGGCCGACAAGAAGGACUCUAUCUCUUGACUCCAAAAUCAAAUCUCUCUGAUGGAGAUGGUAUGUUCCAUAAGAAGAUUUAUUCAUUUAUUUGUAUAUUUAUUAUUAGUUUUUUUUCUUUUCAGGUACCAAAGUGAUAUUAUUCUGUGUGAGAGCAGAUUUUAAUGGUGACGUAGUGUGCCUCAGUUUCGGUGGUGACAAUGGCGUCCGGACUAUUUUGUUGAACGACAGCAUUCAAUAUCCACUCGUACAGGUACGUCUAAAGGUUACUUCAGUAGAGGACAGAAGGUCUUUGGGGAAAUAGGGGUGAAGAGGAGGCUUUGACAGGAUGACACGCUGGAUUUUCUGAUUCUCCUGCCUUUUACUCGGCCGGUCACAAACACUUAAACUCUUCCCCAACAUCUUGUCAACCACCUAAAUUCCUGCCCCUAUAUAAUACUUAGUCUCAUUUCAUAUCCCUUAUCCUUCCCUCUCCAUAUCGGGGUAGUAAGUGGACUAUGAACAGUCUAAACUUUUCACCAAGACAAACAACAUAAUUCCCCUCCAUUUCUCCCAUUUACUGACCAUUCUUUUCCUCUCUCUUAUUUCUCACUACAGGGUAACAGAUCAGUGUAUCUAUUAACACCGGAAGCGGAGACUUCAAGUAACAAACUCACAGUGCAAACACAUGUAGUGAAAAAUGUCAGGCUCAUUGUCUGCGCGGCCAGUGUGAGCCCAGCGUCCGAAAGUUCUUAG
Porites lobata is the source of this 19010-nucleotide messenger RNA. The record is from the annotation of a GenBank genome assembly. Lineage: Eukaryota; Metazoa; Cnidaria; Anthozoa; Scleractinia; Poritidae.